AUGGCGACGACCUAUCUGCCGCGCACCGACACAGGGUCCACGAGCCCACCGCGCUACACUCCCCAAGAGCAGCAAGAAUACGAGCUGGAGCGCCUCGGCAGCAGCUCGCCCUCCAUCCUCAGCGCGCCGCCACCCUACACCACCGACGACGCCGGUGCCGAUCCCUCCUCCCGGCCCUUCUGCCCAACCGUCCACCUCCAGAUCCACACCACCGGCAAGUCCUGGUUCUCCCUGCCCCUCCCGCCACGGCCCGAUCCCAUCCCCGUCUUCGCCCUCCCCCCGGACGACCCAAGCAGCCGGAGCCCCUCGGCCCGCAACAAUGUCGCCCUGCCGUGGUUCACCUCCUUCCGGCCGGAGCGCUACUCGGGGAGCUGCUACCUGCAGCAGUCGCCCGCCGCCUUCUUCUCCUCCUCCUCCUCCCCCUCCUCAUCCUCAUCUUCUUCUUCGGCGGCGGCGGCGGGGGGUCCCACCAUCGUAGCGACGACCACCUACCGCUUCGGGCCCGGCCGGCCCCCAGUCGUCCGCCUCUUCUCCCCCGCGCGCGGGCCCGGCCCGGACCCGGCCACCGUCGCCGAUGACGACGACGACGACAACGACAACAAGCCGUGGGACACGUUCGCGGUGACCUCGCUCGGGCUGCUGACGCGCGCCGUCGGGUUCCGCUCCCGCCUCGGCACCUUCCAGUGGCGGUACGCGGGCCGCGGGGAGCGGCGCGCCUUCGCGCGGGAGCUGUCCUCGUCCUCCUCCUCGUCCUCCUCCUCCUCCUUACCGUCCGCGUCGGCGGGGCAAGGCGGCAGCAGCAAGGAGGAGGAGGCGGACGUGGCCAACAUGCUGGUCCUGGAGCGCGUCGUGCGCGUCGCCGUGGCGCCGGCCGCCGCAGACAGAGGGAGAGGGGGCGGGAAGCGCGAGCGGGAAGAAGAGGUGCGGACGGUGGUCGCGCGGUUCGUCCGCGGCGACGGGUUCCGGACCCCCGGCAGCGGCGCGGGCGCCGCCGGCAACGGCGGCAGGCUGCUGGUCGACCUGGGCCUGUGGGAGGGCGGGGACGGCAAGGGCGAGAGGGAGAUGGCCCUCGUCAUGGUCGUGGCCACCUGCCUGCUCAUGCUCAAGAGGGAGAUCGACCGCAGGCGGGCGCAGCAGAUCGCCAUCAUGGCUGGCGCGGGAGGGGGCGGCGGUUCUUGA
Molecule: messenger RNA, 1179 nt
Organism: Thermothelomyces thermophilus ATCC 42464
Lineage: Eukaryota; Fungi; Ascomycota; Sordariomycetes; Sordariales; Chaetomiaceae
Exons: 2
Coding region: 1-1179 (392 amino acids)
Source: RefSeq, a predicted model, not a curated record